UCGCCGACGACCUUUGUACCAUUUAUUUACAAAUAAUCACAGACAGAUUUCAACAAUCAACAAUUUUCAUUUAAAAAAGUUUUGGAUUAGCUUUUUUAUCAGCUAUUUAUCGAUUUUUUGGUUAUUUACUCAGCAUCUUGCGUUAAAUUUGUCUUGGCGACGUAAUUUGGAGCGUAAACACUGUAAGAGUAAUGUCAUUAGUAUCUGGUCGCUUGCUGAAUCAUUUACAGGAAUUUCAAUUAUUUCUUCGUAGUCGUCGUCAAAUUACACGAUUGAUUGAAGAAUUUGUUGCACAAAGGCAACAACAACGUUUGAGACAAAGAUUUACUUUUGGAUCGAAACAACGAAGCUUCUCAGCGAGAAAUUACAUUUUGAUCCAAUCAUUCCUUGGAAUAUCGUUUGGUAGUAAGACUGAAGCAGAAACUAAAGAGACUACACGAAAAAAAAUGUCUGAUGAAAAGAAAUUGGAUGAAGUAAUUUUGCAUGCCGAUCAACUUUUUGACGAAAAUAAUUUUACCGAAACUGUCGAAGUUUUGAAAAGCUAUUCCGUACAAGACACUUAUGAGAUUCAAUGGCGUCUUGCGCGAGCAGUUUACUCCUUAUCCAAAUCCGAAGACGCCAAGAAAAAAGAGCUCGUUGACGAAGCAUUUAACUACGCCAAACGUGCUUUGGAGCUAAAUGACAAUCAUUUUGCCGCUCACAAAUGGUAUGCUGUGCUCUUGGAUACGAAAAGCGGUUUAGAAGGCACGAAACAACGCGUGCAACAACUCGAAAACUUCCAAAAACAUCUUCAAAAGGCUCUGGAAUUAAAUCCGCAGGAUGCAACAACUUGGUAUAUUUUAGGCGAAUUUUAUUACGGUCUUGCCGAUCUUAAUUGGAUGACACGAAAAGUUGUUCAAGUUGUUUUUGCAAAUCCGCCGUCAGCUACAUUCGAACAGGCUUUGGAGUGUUAUGAAAAGGCAGAAAGUAUCAGCCCAGAUUUUUAUUCGUUGAACAAAUUGUCGCUCGGAAAGACAUAUUUGCAAUUGAAUAAUAAGGAAAAGGCGAAAGAGUUUCUCACAAAGGCUUCCAAUGUUGAUGUUGCGAAUGAAGAUGACAAAAAGUGCAAGGAAGAAGCAACCAAAUUAUUGAAAAAAUGCUAAAACGCCAUAAAUGAGACGCAAAAAGUGCAUUUAACAUGAAAUUUGAUCGAUUUUUGAAAUUUACAUAUAUUUUUUUUCUAUCUAUUAAAAUAAUAAAAGCGAUAGAUAACGAGCUUCAA
Culicoides brevitarsis is the source of this 1261-nucleotide messenger RNA. Its product is annotated as regulator of microtubule dynamics protein 1-like. Gene Ontology annotation, cellular component: mitochondrion; spindle microtubule; cytoplasm. Bases 192 to 1142 code for a protein of 316 amino acids. The transcript has 4 exons. The record is from RefSeq and is a predicted model, not a curated record. Lineage: Eukaryota; Metazoa; Arthropoda; Insecta; Diptera; Ceratopogonidae. Gene Ontology annotation, molecular function: microtubule binding.